CACUACUUGGCAAGAAAUUUUUAUAAUUUAAGGUUUCUUGCUCUAUUUGUUGCAUUUGCCAUCAACUUUAUUCUUCUGUUUUACAAGGUGACAGAAGAGCCACUUGAUGAAUUUUUUGUUUUAGAAGAAAGUACAGGUUACAUGGCACCUGCUCUCAGAGCAUUGGCAGUUAUUCAUACUAUCAUCUCCUUUGUCUGUGUGAUUGGAUACUAUUGCUUAAAGGUCCCUCUGGUUGUAUUCAAGAGAGAAAAGGAGGUAGCUAGAAAGCUGGAAUUUGACGGACUGUACAUAACUGAACAGCCAUCUGAGGAUGAUAUUAAAGGACAGUGGGAUCGCCUGGUUAUAAAUACUCCGUCCUUCCCUAACAAUUACUGGGACAAAUUUGUAAAACGGAAGGUCAUUAACAAGUACGGAGACUUAUAUGGAGCAGAGCGCAUAGCAGAACUUUUGGGCCUGGACAAAAGUGCCCUUGAUUUCAGUCCAGUGGAAGAGGGCGUACAAGAAGAGGCAUCUCUUGUAUCAUGGUUAAGCUCCAUUGAUACAAAGUACCAUAUUUGGAAGCUCGGAGUUGUUUUCACUGAUAAUUCAUUUUUAUACUUAGCUUGGUACACGACUAUGUCUAUCCUUGGGCACUACAACAACUUCUUCUUUGCUGCUCAUCUCCUGGAUAUUGCUAUGGGUUUCAAGACAUUGCGAACCAUUUUGUCUUCAGUCACUCACAAUGGAAAACAGCUUGUGCUUACUGUGGGACUCCUCGCUGUAGUAGUGUAUCUUUACACUGUUGUGGCAUUCAACUUCUUCCGCAAAUUCUACAACAAAAGUGAAGACGAAGAUGAACCAGACAUGAAAUGUGAUGACAUGAUGACGUGUUACCUGUUCCACAUGUAUGUGGGUGUAAGAGCUGGUGGUGGCAUUGGAGAUGAAAUUGAGGAUCCAGCUGGAGACCCUUAUGAAAUGUAUCGAAUUGUCUUUGACAUCACAUUUUUCUUCUUUGUCAUUGUCAUCCUACUGGCCAUUAUUCAAGGUCUGAUUAUUGAUGCUUUUGGUGAAUUAAGAGACCAGCAAGAACAAGUGAGGGAAGAUAUGGAGACCAAAUGUUUCAUUUGUGGAAUCGGCAAUGACUAUUUUGACACAACUCCACACGGCUUUGAAACACAUACUUUGCAAGAACACAACUUGGCAAACUAUCUGUUCUUUUUAAUGUAUCUCAUUAACAAGGAUGAAACUGAGCAUACUGGCCAGGAGUCAUUUGUGUGGAAGAUGUACCAAGAAAGAUGUUGGGAUUUUUUCCCAGCAGGGGACUGCUUCCGGAAACAGUAUGAGGAUCAACUUGGCUAA
Pterocles gutturalis (yellow-throated sandgrouse) is the source of this 1338-nucleotide messenger RNA. Its product is annotated as ryanodine receptor 3-like. Gene Ontology annotation, cellular component: Z disc; smooth endoplasmic reticulum; sarcolemma. Gene Ontology annotation, biological process: intracellular calcium ion homeostasis; transmembrane transport; calcium ion transport. Gene Ontology annotation, molecular function: ryanodine-sensitive calcium-release channel activity. The transcript is spliced from 14 exons. NCBI's taxonomy places the organism in Eukaryota, Metazoa, Chordata, Aves, Pterocliformes, Pteroclidae. The record is from RefSeq and is a predicted model, not a curated record. The annotation marks the transcript as partial.